Spodoptera litura is the source of this 716-nucleotide messenger RNA. RefSeq lists its product as uncharacterized. Lineage: Eukaryota; Metazoa; Arthropoda; Insecta; Lepidoptera; Noctuidae. The record is from RefSeq and is a predicted model, not a curated record.
GUUACAGUGGAUAACUAGUGGUUGAUCUCUCCAAUCCUAGUAAAACUCACUCACUCCAUAUUAAACCAGGAAUAUAUUUCUAAUGUUGACCAUGCUGGUGGUGGCUGCUUUAACAAGGAUAAGCUGUAUUCAUAGCAUGCCUUACAACAAUCAGUAUGGUAGUCACAUACUAAAAGUAUUCAGCGAAGAUGAUAUGACACCAGACUUCAGAGAACUCCUGGUCAGCCAGGACACCCAGGAUCGGGAAGUCAAGAAACCGACACAGGCUACAGAUGAGAAAUUAAACGUUACAGAUGAAACUACAAUGCGUGGAGACAAUACUACUACAGAAAAACCAGCAAACAUAUCCAUACCAAUACAGCAGAAUUCAGAAGAAACACAGCCACAGGACAAGAAGAUACUCAACCCCAAUGAUGAAGUGGACGUCGUGGACCGCGAGGACCACGUCACUCAAUACCUGUCAGACCUGUUGGUCAACACAGACAGUGAAAUUACUAGCCUUCAGGCCACCGAAACAGAAGAUGACCGCGAAGGUAUAGAUUUCACUUCCGUGCUUCGCUCCCAAGUGCCAUAGCGUGAUGAUAGGUCAGCAGAAACCAUUUGAGGCGGAAGGUGCCUGGUGAUCAAGAAAAUGAAGUAUAAGUAAUACCAUUUUAAGUCAGUAAUUUACAUAAAAUAUUGGGAUACAACAAAUUUAAUUUAUUAAGUACCUACAU